AUGAGUAAUGAUCUGAGUCUCUCAAGAGCCCUUGGUGGCUUACGCAUAGCGAAUCCCGACGACGCUGACCCAGCUCCUGCCGCCGAAGCUUCCACCGGGCUCGACCAAGUCUCGACAACCGACGAUGGUACCGUCCCAACCCAAUCGGAGCCCCAUACGACGUUGAGUAGAACUCAGACAGCGGCCUCGCUAGGGCCAGUAUUCCAGGAUGAGUCUCCGAAUCAGCUCCACCCAUACCCAACCAAUGGAUCCGCUGCCUACUCGAGUACGAGUGUCGUACGGCCAAGCUCUUCGCUCUAUACGACGGCCGAGCGUGACCAAGCCGCAAACUCCUACAAUAUUCUGAGAACGGAGCCGUCCAGAUCAUCCGUGUACACUACCCCCUCGAGAACCGAUUCGAGAGCGACCGCCUACUCAGUGGACCCUGGCGCCAUUCCUACUCGGGAAGCAAGUCACAGAGACAGGUCCUACAACCAGGCUCAACCGCAAGGUGGUAUUCGAUUGCCCAUGUCGAACAGCAGCGAGGACUGGAAAGACAAGGGCGCAGCAGUCAGCAUGCGGAAAGAAGUAGACUCGAACGGCAGGACCAUCAUGAAACCAGUCAAGAAGGGUGUCCGGGACUUCAACUUUGGCAGGAUCCUCGGCGAGGGCUCCUAUAGCACGGUGUACCUUGCUACCGACCGCCAGACCCUCAAAGAAUAUGCCGUGAAGGUGCUAGAGAAGAGGCACAUUAUAAAAGAAAAGAAGAUCAAGUACGUCAACAUCGAGAAGGACACAUUGAACCGCCUUACCGAACACCCAGGGAUCGUUCGUCUCUACUACACCUUCCAAGAUGAAAGCUCUUUGUACUACGUCCUGGAUUUGUGUACUGGCGGAGAGUUACUAGGAGUGUUGAAGAAGACGGGCACGUUUGACGAAGAUUGCACGAAAUAUUUUGGUGCACAGAUCCUGGACGCGAUCGAAUAUAUGCAUUCACGGGGGGUUAUCCAUCGCGAUCUCAAGCCUGAGAAUGUUCUUCUUGACGACCAGUUGCAUAUCAAGGUCACGGAUUUCGGCACAGCCCGCUUGUUGACAGACCCAAGACUACCUGCGUCGCAAGAAGCGCCGAGGCUGGACGACCCUAAUGGUAAAAGCAAGGAGAAAGAUGAUAGCAGAGCGGAUUCUUUCGUCGGCACAGCAGAGUAUGUCAGCCCCGAACUUCUUAAGGAUAGGAAUGCUUGCAAGGCUAGUGAUCUGUGGGCUUUCGGUUGCAUGAUUUAUCAGAUGCUGGCAGGUCGGCCGCCUUUUAAAGGCAAUACUGAAUGGUUGACAUUCGAAAAGAUUAUCAGCUUGGACUACGAUUUCCCUGCUGGAUUCCCGCCUGCGGCCCGCGAUUUGGUUGAACGAUUGUUGGUGAGGGACCCAUCUAGGAGACUCACUAUUGAGCAUAUCAAGAACCACCAGUUCUUUGAUGGGCAGUUGUUUGGCAAAGCUUUAUGGAGUCCUCAUGCACGAGGUGGUGAAGAUGGUCACAGAAAGUUUGCUCGGUUCUUCGGAGGCAGCACUACAAAGAAGCGACAGCGUCUGGUCAUGGUAACUUCAAGCGGCCGAAUUGUCCUGGCGCCUGCAGGAGGUGAAGAGAAGAAGUCAAAGCAGGAAAUAUCGCUAUUGGCACCAGAUGCCGCUUGGCGAACGCAGAUCGACGCAAAAGGGCAGACUGUCUGGUGUGUCGACUCGUACGGAACCCACUACACGUUCGAAGAGCCCAAGGCAGCUAAUUCUCUAGACCCUUCACGACCGACUGCGGACGACUGGCUUGAGUGCCUUGCUCAAGCAAAGGACAUGGCUGUAUCGCAGAAUAUGUCUGGCGCCUACAAUGGCGACAAUGGAUUUGGUGACAUGUCGUCAUCUAUGUCUAGUCCUGCUAGCACACUUGGCGGUAACAAUGCCUACGGUGAAGGCUUCGGCAUCAGUGACAGAUCGCAGAGGCACCACUUGAGCAAGAAGCCCAAGAUGCAGCCUGGCUAUCGACAACCAUAUCAGCAACAACCAGCGCCUCAGCGCACGCCGCAUGCUGCCAAUCCGCGCAGAGGAGGUAUCGGCCCCAUGAUGUCUGCUGGACCCGGACAUCAUCAAGUCCCCAUGACUCAAGCGCAGGUUGCACAACAGCAGCAGCAACAAGCAAUGCAGGUCGAGAUGGCCAAGAGGCGGAGCAAGAAGCCCACCGACAAGAACCUGCCCGAUGGCGUCGACGACUGCACAAUUGGCGACGUGGCCGCUCGAUACCGGCAACUACGCGACUUCGAGAGGACCCUCGAUGCUACUAUGACGCGGAAACGGCUCGAUAUCGUGGACUCGGUCAACCGAAGUGUCAAGCGAUACAAGACGUUGCGUAUUUGGGUCACCAACACAGCUGAAGACCAGGUCUGGCAAGCCAACGCGCUCAACAACGACUCGUUCGAUUUUAGUUCCAACACAGAGCCGACGUACAAGGUCAAGAUUCAGGGUCGCUUGUUGGAUGAUGACGACGAUCUAGACAAGGAUGACGAAGCUGAUGGCGAGGAGAAGGAGCAGGAGCAGAAUGGAGAUAAGAUGGACGAGGACAGCGAUUCCAGCACUAAGACCGCCACGUCGCACAGUCACAGAUUUUCUCACUUUUUCAAAUCGCUCACUGUCGACUUCCCUGUCAGCCGAAAGGGCGUCGACCAGCCAGUGGAAUGGAAGAAGCCGGAACGAGCAGGCAACUCGCAGAAUCUCCCCGCUGCGGCAGACUUCGACGAGUUGACGUUCAAGCGAAGCGGAGACGAGAACUUGAACAUCACAAUUAAUCUUUUCCGCCACGAGGAGCCAGAGAGGUAUGCCUUGAGCCCAGAGAUGCAGGAGGUCCUAGAUGAGCCUUCCGCCACACGCCAAGAGGUCGUCAUGGCUGUCUGGGAUUACAUCAAGUACUUCGGACUUCAGGAGGAUGAGGAGAAGCGCAACUUCCGUUGUGAUGAUAUUCUCAAGAAGGCGCUUGGAGGCAUUGAGAGCGGCGUGAUCCCAUCACUACAAAGCUACAUCACUCAAGCCUUAAAGCCUCUCCCCCCUGUCAAACUCCCGUACACUAUCCGUGUGGAUGAAGACUUCCACAAGGAUCCGCAGCCCACUGUCUAUGACGUUCGUGUCUCCGUUGAAAGCCCUCUUCGGGAGAAGAUGUCAACAUUCUUAAGCAACCCCGGCUACGCCAGCAUGCUCAAGGAAGUGGCAACGCAAGACGACCAGUUGGCCACCCUUGUCCAGGCCAUUCAUGUCUCGAAAUCGAAGCAUGCUUUUUUGACCGCCCUCAGCGAAGAUCCUACGAACUUCGUAAAGAACUGGCUGAGUUCGCAGAAACGUGACCUGGAGAUUGUCAUGGGUGAAGCCAUCCGCGGUGGUAGCGAGGAUGCCUCUGGCGACGAAUGGAGGAAGGGUGGUCCAGAUAGUGUAUGGGGCACUGUCAACGCAAAGGAGAGCGUCAGCAUGAUGCUGGCCAAGCAACCGCAGCAUGUGCAGCGAUAA
Messenger RNA from Truncatella angustata, 3516 nucleotides. RefSeq lists its product as uncharacterized. The transcript is spliced from 9 exons. The coding region runs from base 1 to 3516 and encodes 1171 amino acids. Lineage: Eukaryota; Fungi; Ascomycota; Sordariomycetes; Amphisphaeriales; Sporocadaceae. Gene Ontology annotation, molecular function: protein serine/threonine kinase activity; ATP binding. Gene Ontology annotation, biological process: peptidyl-serine phosphorylation; intracellular signal transduction. The record is from RefSeq and is a predicted model, not a curated record.